Messenger RNA from Mycena indigotica, 3969 nucleotides. RefSeq lists its product as uncharacterized. NCBI's taxonomy places the organism in Eukaryota, Fungi, Basidiomycota, Agaricomycetes, Agaricales, Mycenaceae. The transcript has 19 exons. Gene Ontology annotation, cellular component: membrane. Bases 1 to 3969 code for a protein of 1322 amino acids. The record is from RefSeq and is a predicted model, not a curated record. Gene Ontology annotation, biological process: transmembrane transport. Gene Ontology annotation, molecular function: ATP binding; ATP hydrolysis activity; ABC-type transporter activity.
AUGUCCUCGACUGAUUCUGUCGACGAAAAGGCCAAAGCCAGUCCAAAACGGAGCUUCUGGUCUAGGAAACCCAAGGACGUGGAAAAGGCCUCCGAUACAGAUUCAGAAACGACCGCGACAACUGAUGUCCCUCCUGCAGAGCCAGCUGUGCCUCCCGUUUCCUUCACCCAACUAUUUCGGUUUUCCACUCCAUUAGAACUUUUCCUAGAUGCUAUUGGCCUUGUCGCUGCCGCCGCUGCGGGUGCCUCUCAACCGCUCAUGACAAUUUUGUUCGGAAAUCUCGUCAACCAAUUCGUUCAUUUCGGCGUCGUCAUCAUGAACCUUAACAAUCCCGACUCCAACACCGCUGCCACAGCCCAGGCUGCGCUUCCAGGGGCUGCAAGAGCCUUCAGACAUGAAGCUAGCAAACUCGCAACUUAUUUGGUUAUUAUCGGCGUGGGAAUGUUCGUUUGCACCUACAUUUACAUGUACCUCUGGGUGUACACUGCUGAAGUCAACGCCAAGCGGAUACGCGAACGUUACCUCAAAGCCGUUCUGAGACAAGACAUUGCUUUCUUCGACAAGGUUGGCGCUGGUGAAGUCGCAACUCGCAUUCAAACGGACACACAUCUCGUUCAACAAGGAAUAUCCGAGAAAGUUGCAUUGGUUGUCAAUUUCCUGGCUGCCUUUGUAACUGGAUUCGUCGUGGCUUACAUCCGCAACUGGAGGCUUGCCCUAGCCAUGAGCUCGAUUUUACCCGCUAUCGCUGUCACUGGAGGGGUUAUGAACAAAGCGAUCUCAAAGUAUAUGCAGCUGUCUUUAAAGCAUGUAGCCGACAGCGGCAGUAUGGCAGAGGAGGUGAUUUCCACCAUCCGCACAGCUCAGGCGUUUGGGAGUCAAAAGACGCUCUCCGGUCUCUAUGAUCGUCACAUCGCUCAGUCCGAGACCUCGGAUCUCAAGGCAGCCGUAUGGCAUGGUGCAGGACUUUCUGUUUUCUUCUUCAUUAUAUAUAGUGCAUACGCCCUAGCAUUUAGCUUUGGAACCACACUCAUUAACUCAGGCCAUGCCUCUCCAGGAGCGGUCAUUAACGUUUUUAUGGCCAUCUUGAUUGGAUCUUUCAGCUUGGCUCUUCUGGCACCAGAAAUGCAAGCCAUCAACCACGGUCGAGGAGCUGCUGCCAAACUCUUUUCCACCAUUGACCGCGUUCCUGAUAUCGAUUCCGCCAACCCAGACGGCUUGAAGCCUGAUAAUGUCGACGGCGAGAUUGUCGUCGACAACGUUUUCUUCAGCUACCCGUCGCGUCCCACCGUCACAGUCGUGAAAGGUCUUUCCUUGUCGUUCCCAGCCGGUAAAACUUGUGCAUUGGUUGGCGCUUCAGGAUCUGGCAAGUCGACAAUUGUGUCGCUGGUUGAACGAUUUUAUGAUCCAACAAGUGGCGUUGUGACUCUGGAUGGUGUCAACGUUAAAGAUCUCAACCUGAAGUGGUUGCGAUCGCAAAUUGGCCUCGUCUCUCAGGAGCCCACACUCUUUGCCACAACUAUCAAAGGCAACGUCGCCCACGGCCUCAUCAAUACGAAAUACGAACACGCUUCGGAGGAAGAAAAAUUCGCCCUCAUCAAAGAAGCUUGCAUCAAAGCCAACGCUGAUGGGUUCAUCUCCAAAUUGCCCAACGGCUAUGAUACCAUGGUCGGUGAACGUGGAUUCCUUCUCAGUGGCGGUCAGAAACAGCGUGUUGCUAUUGCUCGGGCCAUUGUCUCCGAUCCUCGCAUCUUGCUUCUCGACGAGGCUACUAGUGCACUUGAUACUCAGUCCGAAGGCAUUGUUCAAGACGCCCUCGAUAAGGCUGCAGCAGGCCGCACGACAAUCACUAUUGCCCAUCGUCUGUCUACCAUCAAGGACGCAGAUAUGAUCUUUGUAAUGGGCGACGGAUUGGUCCUUGAAAAGGGUACCCACGAUGAACUCCUUUCAGACGAGAACGGGGCUUAUGCAAGGCUCGUUCAUGCACAGAAACUUCGUGAAGUUCAAGACCGCGAGGGUGCUGAAUCUCAGGACGAUGAAGCGGAGGCUACGGCUCAAGCAGCAGCGGAGUUGGAGAAGGCUGCGCGAGAAGAAAUCCCACUCGGUCGCAAAAACACCGGUCAACAUUCCCUUGCUAGCGAUCUUAUCGAGAAGCGUCUCCAAAAUCAAAAAGAGCAUGACAAGGAGCAAGAUUACAGUUUGUUCUAUCUGUUCAAGCGGGUUGGGCGUAUGUAUCGGGAAGGGUGGCGGAGCUACUUCUUGGGCUCGGUUUGCGCUAUUGGAACUGGCGGCGUAUUCCCGGCUUUCGGGAUUGUGUAUGCGAAGGGUAUCAAUGGUUUCGAAUUGGAGGGUCAUGCUCGUCGACACGCAGGCGACCGCAAUGCCCUUUGGUUCUUCAUCAUCGCCAUCCUCUCUACAUUUUGUAUCGGAUUCCAGAACUACUUGUUCUCCUCUGCCGCAGCUACUCUAACAAUGCGACUUCGUCAACUCAGCUUCAAAGCCAUCCUCCGACAAGAUAUCGAGUUCUUCGAUAAAGACGAGAACAGUGCAGGCGGUCUGACCUCUUCUCUCAGCGAUAAUCCCCAAAAAGUUAACGGAUUGGCUGGAGUGACGCUCGGCGCUAUCGUGCAAAGUUUCGCCACACUUCUGGCCGGCGCUAUCAUUGGUCUGGCGAUCAUUUGGCAACUCGGUCUUGUCGGUCUCGCAUGUACACCAUUCCUUGUUUCCGCUGGCUAUAUUCGUCUCCGUGUUGUCGUCUUGAAAGACCAGAAAAACAAGAAGGCCCAUGAGGCCUCUGCGCAACUUGCUUGUGAAGCCGCAGCAGCUAUCCGCACUGUGGCUUCUUUGACGCGUGAAGAUGACUGUUGCGACUUGUACAGCCAGAGUUUAGAAGAGCCGCUGCGCGAGUCAAAUCGCACCGCCAUUUGGAGUAAUCUUCUCUACUCGCUGUCGCAAAGUAUGAUCUUCUUCGUUAUUGCACUCGUAUUCUGGUACGGUGCAGUGCUGGUUUCCCGGCGCGAAGCUUCUACCUUCCAAUUUUUCGUCGGUCUUAUGUGUUCUACAUUCUCCGCGAUCCAGGCCGGAAAUGUCUUCUCCUUCGUUCCCGACAUGUCGUCUGCCAAGGGUGCUGCCUCAGAUAUCAUUCGACUUUUGGACGCUGUUCCUGAAAUUGAUGCUGAAUCGUCAGCCGGGAAGAAAGUCGACCCGAGUGUGGCGAAAGGCCAUCUCCGUCUCGAAGGCAUCCAUUUCCGUUAUCCUACCCGCCCUGCCGUCCGUGUUCUCCGCGAGUUGUCUAUUGAGGUUCAGCCUGGGACAUAUAUCGCAUUAGUCGGCGCUAGUGGUUGCGGCAAGAGCACUGUAAUCCAACUGAUCGAGCGUUUCUACGAUCCUCUCGCUGGGGAAAUAUUCUUGGACGGUGAACUCGUUACCGAACUGAAUAUUCAAGAGUACCGGAAACAGAUCGCUCUUGUUUCUCAAGAACCCACACUCUACGCUGGAACAAUACGAUUCAAUAUCUUACUCGGCGCCAUCAAGGAAGAUAUCACCCAGGAAGAGUUGGAGAGUGCUUGCCGCGACGCGAACAUUCUCGAAUUCAUUCAGUCACUCCCAGAUGGCUUUGACACUGAAGUCGGAGGCAAGGGAAGUCAACUAUCGGGCGGACAGAAGCAGCGUAUCGCUAUCGCGCGUGCCUUGUUGAGGAAUCCUAAAGUACUCUUGUUGGAUGAGGCGACCUCUGCGCUCGACUCCAACUCAGAAAAAGUCGUACAGGCCGCCCUCGACCAAGCAGCCAAAGGUAGAACAACUAUUGCCAUUGCGCAUCGGUUGUCGACCAUUCAAAAUGCGGACCGGAUCUACUUCAUCAAAGAAGGACGAGUAUCUGAAUCCGGAACUCAUGACCAAUUAUUAGCAAGACGGGGAGAUUAUUUUGAAUACGUGCAACUACAGGUUCUUUCGAAACGAGACCACGCAUAG